Serendipita indica DSM 11827 is the source of this 1569-nucleotide messenger RNA. The record is from the annotation of a GenBank genome assembly. Lineage: Eukaryota; Fungi; Basidiomycota; Agaricomycetes; Sebacinales; Serendipitaceae.
AUGCUCGCUGAUCUCGACCAUUUUGGUAAAAACUACAAGCACGACGAAGAGGCUCAGCGAAAUCAGAAGCCAUGGAUGCUCACAUGGCCUCAGAUCAAACUCGUCCUCCUCGCCGGUGUCGGUUUCUUCCUCGACGCCUAUGACCUGUUCAUCAUUAACCAGGUCGCACCAAUGCUCGCCCAGGUUUACUUCCCUAAGACUGGUCUCCCUGCCCAACGUCAGGACUUGAUGAAGGCAGCUGCCAAUAUUGGCUGCGUCGUUGGUCAAGUCAUGUUCGGUGUUCUCGGUGAUUCCUUCGGUCGCAAGUUUGUCUAUGGAAAAGAGCUUAUCCUCAUCAUCGUCGCCACCAUCUUCCAAAUGUCCGCACCCUCUCACUGGGACGGCAACCGCGUCUUGACCUGGAUCACCAUCUGCCGUGUCUUCCUUGGUAUUGGUAUUGGUGGUGACUACCCAAUGUCUGCUACUGUCGUCUCUGACCGUGCAAACAUUCACCGCCGAGGCACCCUCCUGUGCUUCAUCUUUGCCAACCAAGGUUGGGGAUCCUUUGUCGGCUCACUCGUCACGAUUGUUACCAUCUCCGGAUUCAAGCACCGUCUCAAGAGCGGCCACACCCACGACGUUGACAAGGCCUGGCGUAUCCUCAUCGGCCUCUCGCUCAUCCCAGCCUUUGGUACUCUCUACCAGCGCCUCACCCUCCCAGAGUCACGCAAAUUUGAGCUCACUCGUGAUGCUGCAAGCUCUUCGACUGUGGCUAUCGACAAGAAGGAUCACGAUGCCACCCACGAGGUCAAGGACGCUCCUGAGUCGGAAAAAUCGUCGCCAAAGGUCACCCCCGCUGACGCUAUCGACGACGACCGCCAUGGUGUGAUUGCGAGCAAAAAAGCACACUGGCAAGAGUUUGUUGCGUACUUCUCGACCUGGAACCACUUCCGCAACUUGCUCGGUUCCAUGCUCGGUUGGUUCUUGGUCGAUAUUGCAUUCUACGGCAUCAACUUGAACCAAUCUGUCGUGCUCGCCCAGAUCGGCUUUGCGGGCAAGACAGGCGACGUCUACGACAAACUCUUCCAGCUCGCCACCGGAAACAUCAUCGUCACAGCUCUCGGCUUCCUCCCAGGCUACUACUUCACCCUCUUCCUCAUCGACAUUGUCGGCCGCAAAAAGCUGCAGUUUAUGGGCUUCAUCAUGUCCGGUCUCUUCCUCGCCAUCUUGGCAGGUGAGAUUGACCACAUUGGCAAGGGCCCACUCCUCGCAUGCUUUACCUUUAUGCAAUUCUUCUUCAACUUUGGCGCCAACACGACCACGUUCAUCGUCGCUGCUGAACUCUUCCCGACCCGCAUUCGUGCCUCUGCGCACGGUAUCUCUGCUGCCGCUGGCAAGUGCGGUGCUAUCUUGUCUUCGCUCGUCUUCAACCAGCUCAAGGCAAAGAUUGGCACCAGCGCCGUCCUCUGGAUCUUCUUCUCGACCUGUAUCCUCGGCUUCAUCUCCACCUUCCUCAUCGACGAGACUAUGGGUGUCGAUCCAGACGAGAAGGAUCUCGAGGAGCGCCGCGCUCGUGGUGAGAUUCCCUGA